Hyaloperonospora brassicae is the source of this 2079-nucleotide messenger RNA. The record is from the annotation of a GenBank genome assembly. NCBI's taxonomy places the organism in Eukaryota, Oomycota, Peronosporomycetes, Peronosporales, Peronosporaceae.
AUGGCGUCUUCCACCACCGCCGCCGCCACGCGACCCCUCACGCUGCCCGAGAAGAUCCUCACGCACUGGGCCGUGGGCCUCACGAAGCCCGAAGUCGCGCCGGGGCAGAUGCUCUGCGUCAAGGCGCAGUGGACGCUCGCGUGCGAGAUCACGUGGAAGUCCAUGGACAAGACGUACCAAGACAUGGGCCGCCCGCGCAUCUGGCGCAACGACCGCUUCUGGUUGGCCGUCGACCACACGGUCGACCCGCGCGUGAACCACAAACCGCAGCAGCAGAUGAUGAUCAAAGCGUCCGAAGACUUUGCCAAAGAGGCCGCGCUCACGAACUACCAGCCGCCCAACACGACCAUUUUGCACACAGAGUUCUACCGCCAGCGCGCGCAGCCGGGGCAGAUCGUCGUCGGCGCCGACUCGCACUCGUGCAGCACGGGCGGGUUGGGCGCGUUCGCCAUUGGGUUGGGCGCUGCCGACGUCGUCAUGCCGCUCGUGACGGGCGAGACGUGGAUCAAAGUGCCCGAGACGGUGCUCAUUGAGUUUGUCGGCGCGCCGCCGCUGGGCAUGGGCGGCAAGGACGUGAUGCUGUAUACACUGGGCCAGCUCAAGUGCAACACUGUGGCGAUCGGCCGCUGCGUCGAGUGGGGCGGGAACAUUGCGGCGCUGUCGUGUGACGCGCGCUUUGCCAUUAGCAACAUGACGGCCGAGUUUGGUGGCAUUGCCGGCGUCUUCCCGGCCGACGAGAGCACUGCCGCGUACAUUUCCAAGCGCCCGGACCACAACCAGGACGCGCUCUACUUCCGAGCCGACAAAGACGCUCAGUACGUCGAGAAGUUCCAGAUCCACUUGGACAACCUCGAGCCGCAGGUGGCUCUGUUCCCGUCGCCGGACAAUGUCAAGCCCGUGUCCGAGGUCGUGGGCAUGAAGCUCGACGGGUGUUUUAUUGGCGCGUGCACGACGGCCGAAGAGGACCUCGUGCUGGGGGCACUGGUGCUUGAGGUGUGUCUCAAGCAAGGCAUGACGCCUGUAGCCCAGGGCCAGCGUCGCGUGACUCCUGGGAGCCAGAUCAUUGUGGACAAUCUCAAGAAGCACGGGCUGAUUGAAGUGUACGAGAAAGCUGGGUUCACGGUUGGCGCGCCGGGCUGCAGUUUCUGCCUCGGCAUUGCUGCCGACGUUGCGGGCGAGAACGAAGUGUGGCUCAGCAGUCAGAACCGGAACUAUCGCAACCGCAUGGGCAAGGGAUCGAUUGCCAACCUUGCGUCGGCCAUCACGGUUGCUGCGUCCAGCUUCACAAUGGAAGUGACGGACCCGACGCCGUUCCUCAAGUUGAUUGACAAUGAGAAGUUUGACUCGGCGGUGCCCAAGCGGCCUGCAGUGCCUAUCACCAUUGCCGAAGUGAAGCCAGAGCUCCCGACUACGUCGGAAGCUGGUGACAACGCUGACGCUGCGGCCGCUGCCGCGCUCGAGACGUUCUCGGGCUCUAUCAACGGUCGCGUGCAGGUGUUUGGCGACAACAUUGACACGGAUGCCAUUCUCCCGGGCGAGUUUUUGUGCGAGAACGACAUGGAGAAGCUCGGAAAGGUUGCGUUCUUGUACACGAACCCCGACUUCCGUGACAAGGUGACUCAGGGCCAGGACGUGAUUGUUGCUGGUCACGGCUUUGGCUGCGGGUCUUCGCGAGAGCAAGCGGUUACUGCCAUCAAAGGUGCCGGUGUGAAAGCAGUGAUUGCUCGCUCGUUUGGAUACAUCUUUUCGCGCAACUACCAGAACUUUAGUCUGUUGGGCAUCCAGCUCGACGACGACCGGUUCUACGAGCUGGCAAAGGAGAACGCGGACAUUACGGUCAACAUGACUGGCCGCACGAUUGAGGUGGGUGGCGAGACGUUCCGGUUCAACAUGUCGCUCUUUGAGGAGCGUCUGCUUGCUGGCGGAGGCAUUAUGCCGCUGUACAAGAAGUUUGGCAACCGUCUCUUUCGUGUGGCAGUGCAGAACCCUGAGGCCGACAAGGGCAGCUGCGGCAGCGGCGGUGGCUGCUCGACCAAGGAAGAGACACCUGCGUCUACAGGAAAGGACAUUUCGUGGUAG